Molecule: messenger RNA, 1820 nt
Organism: Cryptomeria japonica (Japanese cedar)
Lineage: Eukaryota; Viridiplantae; Streptophyta; Pinopsida; Cupressales; Cupressaceae
Product: 3-hydroxyisobutyryl-CoA hydrolase-like protein 3, mitochondrial
Exons: 10
Coding region: 136-1458 (440 amino acids)
Biological process (GO): L-valine catabolic process
Cellular component (GO): cytosol
Molecular function (GO): 3-hydroxyisobutyryl-CoA hydrolase activity
Source: RefSeq, a predicted model, not a curated record
CAUAAAAUACGUCACGUUGAUCCACGCGUUUUGAAGGACGAUUAGAACAUCAACAUCAACGCAAAAAGCGACACGGAAAACCUGAAUGACUCUACUGGUCUGAUUUAAUUUCGAUUGAAUUGAAUCAGUUCUCUAAUGAUGCUCAGCCUCUCUUCUUCUUCACAAGCCGUGCGAAUAGCCUCUCAAGUUUAUAAUUCCUAUCGCAGAAUCUCUUCAUUCGCUUCCAUUUUCUUGUCAAGUCCGACGUAUGCGAGUGCAGGAGGUAUCCUCGGUGGCCAUUUGAGGGGUUUGGGAGCAAAAAGAUUCAAUACCAACACUAUGGCGGAAGCAGCGUCUUUUGUACGCGGCAAUGUGUUUCCAAACGGAGUGGCCGUUCUCACUCUUGACAGGCCUAAAGCCCUGAAUGCCAUGAAUUUAGAGAUGGACCUUCUGUACAAGAAGUACUUGGAUGAAUGGGCAGUGGAUCCAAAAGUGAAGUGUGUCCUUGUAGAGAGCAGUUCACCGCGGGCUUUUUCUGCAGGUAUGGAUAUAAAAGGUUUGGUUGCUGCUAUUCAAAAAGACAAGAACACUAAUCUUGUCCAAAAGGUCUUUUCGGCGGAGUAUAGUCUUAUAUGUAAUAUUGCUCAUUAUGAAAAGCCAUACAUCUCAUUGAUGGACGGUGUAACAAUGGGUUUUGGAAUUGGACUUUCUGGCCAUGGUCGUUACCAAGUUAUCACUGAGAGGACUCUUCUUGCAAUGCCAGAAAAUGGAAUUGGCCUAUUUCCUGACGUUGGAUUCGCUCACACAGUGGCAAGGAGUCCAGGAGAUGGAACUGUUGGUUUGUAUCUUGCAUUGACGGGGAAAAGGAUUUCAAAUCCUGCUGAUGCUCUUUAUGUUGGCUUGGGCACACAUUAUGUGCCAUCGGUGGAUCUACCAUCACUAAAGGAUUCUCUCCUUCAACAUGAUUUGUCACACGAUCCACAUGGAGUUGUUCAGAAGCUAUUAGGAGAUUAUGGCAGAGAACCCGAGUCAGAGUCUCAACUGCAGGUUCUUCUGCCAUCAAUUACAGCAAGUUUUGGUAGUGACAAGUCAGUUGCUCAGUCAAUGGAAGAACUCAGGAAACAACAGCUCUUUUCUGAUGAAACAGUGGCAGAAUGGGCAAAAGAUGCACUGUCAGGACUGGGAAAAGGUGCUCCUUUUUCUCUCUGUUUGACACACAAGCAUUUUUCAGCUGUUGCAUCUGCUCAUGGAAAUCAUGCAAAUGAACUUUCUAAGUUAGAUGGUGUGAUGAAAGUAGAAUUUCGGAUAGCCUUGAGAAGUUCUCUUCGAAAUGAUUUUGUUGAGGGUGUCCGUGCAGUGCUUAUUGACAAGGACCAGAAUCCAAAAUGGGAUCCAGCAACUGUUGAAGAGGUCGAUUUAAGUGAGGUGGACUCUGUUUUAGGGCCUUUGCAAAAUGAGGCUGAUGAAUUUCAAGUAUGAACCAAGAAUAUGCAUGUUUUUCAGCCGUCUAAUCUUUUAAAGCGUUUGUGGUCUGACAAGGUUCAUAUUAUAACAUGGAAGUCCAUGUUCUUUGAAAAUUUUGAAUCUUAAUGGUCUUUCCAGUGUACACAGCUUUAAAUAUCAUAUUAUUUAAAUUAUAUAGAAAGUGUCUCUGAUCAGUUUCAUCUUACUGUGGAGAAACUAUCUGACAUGCAAGAGGAACGCUAAAAUUACUAACAUUAUCGGAAUCCUCACAAAAUAUUAAAUGACUUCAACAUAUGCUAUUGGUCAUGGAUUAGAUUUAACUGUCGUAUUUUGUGAGUUAUAUAUUAUGCUUCAGCUGGUAAUUUACCAGUUUACAA